Molecule: messenger RNA, 2771 nt
Organism: Pectinophora gossypiella (pink bollworm)
Lineage: Eukaryota; Metazoa; Arthropoda; Insecta; Lepidoptera; Gelechiidae
Product: 7SK snRNA methylphosphate capping enzyme bin3-like
Exons: 5
Coding region: 300-2654 (784 amino acids)
Biological process (GO): snRNA modification
Molecular function (GO): O-methyltransferase activity; RNA methyltransferase activity; snRNA binding
Source: RefSeq, a predicted model, not a curated record
GCCAUCUUCUUGUAGCAAGAAAUGUGUGUGUGCUGCAGUGAAUUUAAAAAAUAAUUUGUUUUGUAGCAUGGGCAAACGUGUAGUGCAGUGAUUUAUAUAUUUCACGUGUUCUAGUAGUUAUCGUGAUAUAGCCAUGUGCUUAUUAUUUCUCGUUGAUUAUAAAAACAAACAGCAUUGUUAACCUGUUUAUCACAGUUCACGGAUGUCCUUGUGCAUUUUGCAAGUGCCGGAGUGGCGGUAAAUUUGACUUUUCUGAUGUCGUAGUUUUUAUUAGUAUUUACUCGGAUAUUCCACUCGUUAUGGGUAGUCCUGAAGAAAGUGUGCUCGUUUGUGAGGGCAAUAGUGAAAAUGACAAUGUAGAACAGGAAACAGCUGGUGAUGUUUCCGAUAAUGAAGGUACAGAAUCAUCUCUGAACGUAACUGCGGAUCAAUCUGCUUGUGAAACGAACACUUCUAAAGAAGGAGACGCUUCCAGUGUCGCGAGUUCCAAGAAGGCUAAAAAGAAAUCCCGCCACAGUCAUGGCAAGAAGUGUCAGGGAUCUUCCAAAGAGAGUACCGACAGAAGCACCGUGCGCAGGGUGCAUUACACAACUGCUAAAUUUAAACAAGGCAGAAAACGAGCUCAAAGCUUCCCUUCCAUUUCCAAGUUUUUUCUUCCACACAAAAGGCCUCGCAAGGAAGCCUUUAUUCCUCCGACUAAAUUUCUCUUAGGGGGUAAUAUAUCUGAUCCUUUGAAUUUGAACAGUCUUCAAGAUGAAGAUAUCAAUAGGGCAAUGAAUGCUGUGACUCCAGAGUCAUCUCCUUUGCCAACACCACCAAGACACAAGGCUAAAAUUGAUGUAAUAAUUCCGCCCAACAUCAGAGACCCAUUGAAUUUAAUGGAGCCUUUGGACAAUGAGGAGUAUGAGAAAAGGCUUGAGAUGCAACAACGCAAGCCACGCAAGAAGCCAAGGGUCCGGCGUCGCACGACAGACAACACGUCGCCUUUGUCUGAAGGUCCUCCGGAGAAGGAUGAGGGUAUUAAGGAGCCACUUCCUCCAGAGCCAUCGACAUCAAAGUCACGAAAGCGGUCAUGUAGUGAUAGUGACAAUACUUCACAAAAAGGGAAGGACAACAAGAAGUUACGCCGCAUGGAUUCAUUAGAUAAGAUAGUGAGUCCAGUUGUUCCGCAGCCGGGAGCAUGGAUGCGUGCUCGCCCGCAAACGCGGACCGCGCCUCCGGAGCGCCCUGCCUCGCCACAUCGCGCCAAAAGCAAGACUGAAGGAGAACAGAAGUUGCCAACAUUUCAUCCAAAAAAUUCAAGAUAUCAGUAUGGAAACUAUGAUAGGUAUUAUGGCUACCGCAACCUCAAUGCAACAAUGGAUGUCCGCCUGCAAGUGUUUGAGAUGCAUCGGCAUCUUUUCCAGCAUAAAGAUGUUCUGGACAUUGGUUGCAACGUAGGACACAUUUCUAUUGCUGUGGCUCGGUCAUUUGGUGCUCGCUCUGUUGUGGGCAUUGACAUUGAUCCUGUUUUGAUAGGUCGCGCCAGGAAAAAUCUGCAUUCUUUCAUACCGGUUCCAAUUGAACAGCCUAAGGCUGAAGAUGAAAAGAAGGCUGAUGUAGAAGGAGAUAAGAAGGAUUGUGAUAAGUGUAAGGAGGAGAAAUUCGAUGAUUGUGGAGUCGACCAUAAGCAUGAAGGGGAGAAGUCCUCAGUGGAUGACUCCAAGAGGGCCCUACCUGGAAGGAAACUACGGAGACCAAGGAAGAAUAGGAAGGCAGUACACAAGGACGGCCAGUGCUUUUUCCCAAUGUCCAUGAAGAUGCUGUACGGGCCUUUGGUUGAUCCAUCAGCAGAAGCAUCACCAGCCGUGUUCCCUUAUAAUGUUACUUUUAAGCAGGGCAAUUACGUGCCGCGCGAAGAGGUUGCUGUGGGGUCGGCGGAGAGCCCUCAGUUCGACCUGAUCCUGUGCUUGUCAACUACCAAGUGGUUGCAUCUCAAUUGGGGCGACGCGGGGCUGAAACGCGCUUUCCGUCGUAUGUUCAACGAUCUGCGCCCAGGAGGCAAGCUCGUGCUUGAAGCUCAGAACUGGGCUAGUUAUAAGAAGAAGAAGCGGCUAACGCCCACCAUUUACGAGAACUUCAACUCUAUAGAGUUGUUCCCGAACAAGUUCCGGGACUAUUUGCUGUCGCCCGAAGUAGGGUUCAGCAAGUGUUGCAUCUUGGGCGUCCCGCAGCACGCGAGCAAGGGAUUCCGGCGGCCCAUACAACUCUAUAUCAAAGGAGACUUCACACCGAGCAAGGCGCGCUGGUCGGACGCGCAUGCGCCGUCGUCGCACCAUCGGCCGGAAGCGGAGCCGCCGCGUCGCACCGUGUACGCGCCGGUCGCGCCGGCGUACCGCCCCAGUGACGACGCUCCGUCUUGCGGCGCGGCCACCCCGUACUCGCCGAACUUGGAUUGCUGCGCGGAUGAUUCUCCGUUCUACAACCCGCGGAGCGACUCGUACGCGCCGUCGUACCAGCCGCCGCGGCCCACGGUGUACGCCACGCUGCCGUCCCCGCUGGGCAGCGCGUCCCCGGCCGCGUCGCCGGCCGCGUCGCCCGCGCCGCACGCCUCGCCCGCCCCGGACCCGAUGUCAGCGCGCGGCUUCCUCGAGCCCCGUCUCCACGACGACUGAGUGCCGCCAAGCGGCUCUUCCGCCUUCUCAUUUUUUAUGUAAAUAUCGGUUUAGAACCUGUAGAAUUAUGUUUUAAGCUGAAAGUAUUUUAUAUUAUACUCCUAACGUAUUAAUUUA